AUGGCCCAACAACAGCCCAAGGUCUACAGGAAGACCUACUACAAGGACUGUGCAGUCCUUGCAACCCCGACCGGUCCUGUCCUCGCUGCCGGAAAUGCCUUGGGGGUCGACGCCCGCAUCAGUGCAAGAUUCGUCGUCAGUGUCCAGCCUGACCAGACGUCAUGGGUCGGUUUCCGUCUCGACAUUCCUCUCGGCAAGGAUCAAUUUGACAACGAGAGAUGGGGCUAUGGUGUACGCCAUGCUCUGGACCGAGGCGCUGGUACAGAUGGCGGCUCGAUACAGCCUUUUGACCAGCACCGAAUCGUCGUCAAGUUCCCUCGCGAUGGUGCCACGCAAAUUGAUGCCGCGGAGCCGUCGACCGCCGUCAAGGAUUUGUUUGCCAAUGCCAGAAACCCAGACAGACUUGCUUGGGUCCGCGUCAAGCUCUCCUCCCGCCCGAUCAUUGAAGGCUUUGGUAUGCCCUUCAGAAAUGUUGGAAUGCCGCAGCUGGAUGCCUGGGUCAACACAGACGCGCCCAUAGUCGACAAAUACUCAUUGGGUGGUCUCCUGCGGCAAGAAACACUUUACUUUGUUGUGGCUACCCGUGUCGACGACAUCAAGGCCAGCUUCGACCCCCAAUGCCUGCCUGCCCCCUUCCAUUACCCCUACGGUCCGUUGGAAAUCUUGUCCGGCGCUCAGGAUUGGUCUCGCCUCGUCAGCGCGCAUAAGGGUCAACAGUUCGCUGCUCGCUACAGCUUCGAGACCAACGACGAGCACUUGACCAAUGCUAUGCAUGCCGUCCUCCAGGAUUCGCUCUGGCUGGAAGAGGAUAGAGUGGCGAUAUCCUGUCGAAAAUGGCCGGCAUAUACCGUCCGCCCUCCCUCAGGUGACGCAUCUCAGGCCACAGAGAUGUUCAUGGUGGUUCCUCUCACUCAGGAAUUCAAGGAGAAGUUCUCCCAGAGCUGGCGUUGCCUAUCCAGGGACUCGUCUCCCACCCUGGUGCUAUAUAACGCGGAAGACGACGACAAAAUUGCAGCCAAAUGGGAAUGCAACAUCCAGGACCAUCCAGCUUCAAUCGCGGCCCUCAAUCAACACCCCACGGGGGAGCUCGAUCUGGUGCUCUACGCGCGUCGUCCCCAGGGUUCGAAAGAUUCGACGUACGUCGUCAAGGACUUCGCCGACCGCUCAGAGGCAAACCGGUUCUUCGAGUGCAAGCGCAGGGUCGAUGCUUUGUCGGAUUUCCGUCCAGGCAGUGAGCCGACAAAUCUCGCCGCGUUGGUCGAUCUCCCCCCGCCCGCGAUCCUGGACCGUAUGGAACUGCACCGCACGCUACUUCGUGGUACCGGCUUCUAUGCAUGGAUGUCGCAGUCCGCUCCCGCCGAGCUUGGUCUCGAAGACGCCAUGGCCAGUAUGCCGAUAAACGGUUCUCGACUGCGCCCUCUGCCUUCCUGGGACUUUCUCAGGUUCCGGAAGGACGAUCCGGAAUAUGCGCAAGCCAUCCUCGAAGAGGCGCUCGGGGCUGAUCGAACGCGAUUCAACGCGUAUCUGACCAGUAGGCCCCUCGGUAUUGGCAUCAUCACAGCUGGCCCGGGCUUUGGCAAGACAACCGCUGGGGCUGCCUCGACGCUCGCCAUGCAAGCAUCCCUUGGUCCGAUUUUGUGCUCCGCACCAACCAAUGUUGCCGUGGACAAUUUUGCCGCCCGCCUCCACUCCCGCACUUGUGCCAUCACCGCCAAACUCAAUGCCAAGAAGGGGGCGAAUGACCCCACCCGCUACCGUCGCAAGUUCGUUGUUCGGGGGUUCAGCAAUGAGGAGAGGGCCUUCCGUGAGCUUCUGCGGAAUCCAAAGGCUGGAGACAAUGCCCUCGGCAGAGCAAAGUUUGGCCCGCCCUCCAAGUGGAAGUUCCACCUCUCCGCGUCUUGGUGGAUGCUCAAGCUCCUGCGAUGUCCGUUUGUGGAUCAACUGGAUCCUGACGACAGUCAGGUCCUUCACGAGAUGAGACAGGGCUGGGAUGGACAUGCUCAGCUUGAUCCCCUCCGCCAGGUGCUGGCGGGCACGAUCACUUGGGAGCAGUUCCAGGCCAAAGCCCCCAAAAAGGAGAUUCUCGUGCCCCUGUUCAAGGAGCUCUUCCGCAAUGCCGACAUAUUGUGCGUCACCCCCAGCGGGUCACACAACCACACGCCCUUCCGCCGGUGGAAAAAUGAAGUCGCCCGGGGUGUAGCUGUGGAUGAAGCUGCCAACAUGCUCAAGGCUGACCUGCUCACUGUCUGGGGGAACACCUUGAUGCCUUGCAUGCUCUUUGGCGAUCCCAAGCAGUUGCCUCCCGUGGUUUUGUCCGAGAAGAGCAAGGAUGACGCCGGCAAUGCUGUCAACCGCUUCGCAAAGGAUGGCAAAGUCUCCGCCUUGCAGUUCCUCCAAGGUGUUGGUUUCCCUGUCUACCGUUUGACAACCCAAUUGCGCAUGGCCAACGGCAUGUUCGACAUGGUCUCGAGCAUCAUUUACCCUGAGGUCCCUCUCAGAUACGACAGUAUCUGUGACAUCAACAACCCGCGCUUCGCGGCGGGCCGAACCUUGGAGGACUUCGUGCGAAGCAAGUCCGAUUCGGUCAAGGCGGCCCCCAGUGGCAAACUUCUCCCGGUCUUUGUGCACUGCGAGAACUCGAGGGUCAUUGUGGACAAGUAUACGGGCUCAAAGAAAAGCUAUGAUCAAGUCGAAGUUGCCUUGGACAUGAUCCUGGAUCUGGUUCGAACCAAGGGCAUCACCGCCUCGCGCGUCUCGAUCAUCGCCCCUUACGCCGCCAAUGUCGAACUCAUUGGCUACCGUCGCCGCAAGGAGCCCAAAUACGCCCCGCUGUCCAGCAUGCCCCCUGCCUCAACAGUGGACUCCUUCCAAGGUCAGGAGAAUGACAUUGUCGUCAUUGUCAUGGGCACCAAGGCCGUAACGCCAGGCCCAGGCUUCACUUCGGAUGAGCAACGGCUCAACGUUAUGCUUACCCGAGCACGAUGCGGGCUGGUAAUUGUCGGGGAUAUUCAUGUUACGGGACGUCUAGACAAGAAGGACAAGAAGGCCAAGAAGGGGCGCAAGGACCUGGAGGAGACUUUCCUGGUAGUGAGUUCCUCGGGAGAGAGGUUUUGGUCCAAGGGUACCGCACUAAGGAACGUGCAUAAGACUCUCUGGGAUGCUGGCCGGGUAAUGACUGUCAAGUGUAAUGAGAAGUAG
Molecule: messenger RNA, 3198 nt
Organism: Thyridium curvatum
Lineage: Eukaryota; Fungi; Ascomycota; Sordariomycetes; Thyridiales; Thyridiaceae
Exons: 4
Coding region: 1-3198 (1065 amino acids)
Molecular function (GO): helicase activity
Source: RefSeq, a predicted model, not a curated record